GGGAAGGGAAAUGAUGAGAAAGGCCUAAAACGACUUACCGUUCAGCCCAAAUAACUACAGGCGGCAAGCGGAGUCAUAAGGGUGCCAGGAACCGACGAAGGCGCCGGCAAAAAGAAACGAAAGCAGAGCGAGCGAAGAAUUGCAGCAGCCGAGCUCUCGACAAUGGAUUCUCUGGUAGCUAGCUACGGAUCUUCCGACGAAGACGAACCCCAACAGCAAGAAGCCGUCCGCCAUGAAAGGCAAUCAUCCAGCUAUUCUACCUCUUCCCAGUCCUUACCUCCAGCGCGACCUUCUCUCCCUCUUUUUUCCGUCCUUCCGCGCCCUAAAUCCUCCUCUUCUUCUUCGCCGUCGCCGUCAAUCUUCUCUUCUUCGCUUCCUCCCCCCAAAUCCCAAAAUUCUGCCGCUCCACAACCCCUCUCCAACCGCAAUCCCAAGCGAAUCGUCCAAUUCAAACCCCCUCCCCUUCCCACCUACCCCGACGACGAAGACGACGAUGAAGACGAACGGCCAGCUCGCCCAAGCAAAUCAACCGCCGUCGAUUCUUCUUCCGUGAAAUCGUUCCUCUCCAGCAUUCCCGCUCCAAGAAGCUCCUCCGCCUUGGGCGCCCUCCCUUCCUCUGGUUCUGGCCGCAGAUCCAUCCUACAGACCGACGCUCCGCCCUCAAUCCCCGAAGAUUCUGUACCCGAAGCCGCUAGUCAAUCGGUCUUCGAUCAGAAUGUAGAACAUCCAGCCAGUUAUGGUUAUUCCGAUUAUCAAAGUUACGAUGGGAGCAGCUACGCUGCUAGAACGGAGCAGACGGUUGGUGGUGGUAGUACUGAUGGAACCUACGGGGAGUAUUACGCUGCUGACUACGGGAAUUGUUGGGCUGAAGGGUCUUCGACGGCAGCGGUGGUCGUAGAUGAUAGUGCGGGGAGGUUUAUGCGGGGGAAGAGGGGAAGGAAUGAGAAGCCAAUUGAGAUCAUCGAAGUGAAGCAGGAGGAGUUGACCAAGAACAGGCCUAGGCAGGAUCAAGUUAAGUCGACCGGAAUUGCCUUUGGGCCAUCAUACCAGCCUGUUUCUACUGCCAAGGGUAAGCCUUCAAAACUUCACAAGAGGAAGCAUCAGAUCGGUACUCUAUACCUCGACAUGAGGCAGAAGGAGAUGGAAUUGCAAGAGCGGCGCUCAAAGGGCUUCCUCACUAAAGCUCAAACCCAAGCCAAAUACGGGUGGUGAUACUUGGGGCUUCUCCUCCCACUUUUGCCACCUUGUAUGGAAGGGAAGGAAGAAAGGCUUCUUUUCAUCUUCAUUCCGUUUGUUCUUUUCAUACAUUCCUCACCAAAGCUCAAAACCCAAGCCAAAUACGGGUGGUGAUUCUUGUUCUUGGGGCUUCUCCUCCCUCUUUUACCUCCUUGUAUGGAAGGGAAGGAACAAAGGCUUCUUUUCCUCUUCAUUCAGUUUGUUCUUAUCACUUCUCUAAGAAUGUGCAUUACUUCUAGCUGUGAACUAUGAUCAGUGACUGCUUUUCCCAUAUGUUGCUAUAAUGAUUGUACUGUUAAUGAUUUUGAUAGAGGAUGACUACGAAUGACCCAGUAAAUGGAUAUAGUUGGCCAGUUGAUAAAAAAGGUCAUUGAUAAGC
Linum trigynum is the source of this 1615-nucleotide messenger RNA. Lineage: Eukaryota; Viridiplantae; Streptophyta; Magnoliopsida; Malpighiales; Linaceae. The record is from the annotation of a GenBank genome assembly.